UUAUCAGAAUUUCAUGAUGCAUAGCUAAAUCCAAUUCUGGUUCCUGCAGGUAAUCUGAUGCAGCUGCGAGAUCAGUCCGGACUGCUAUACUGUAGACGGCUGUAUACAACAGUUAAGAAUAGCUUUGGGAAUUUUUUUCCCGGGUUUUUUUUCCCAAUUGCCACUUAUCACUAUCGCCUGACGACUACCGGUAAUCUCCCAAUGCUACUCUUAAUUCCUGGUUAUUAUUGUGCACACACUUUUAUUGAGAACCAUUCCGAUGUCGACCUUGGCGUUGGUGUAUCGGCCAUGACGCGUCAUCCRGUCCACUCCGUACACCGGUCCGGGACUUGCAACAUAAAUUGGAAAUUCGAUUUUGCCUCUUAGAGAGUAAGCCGGCGAUUGCCAAAAACUUGGGUCAGUUUUCUUUGGCAUACCGAUUGUUGGAGCAAGGUGAUACGCAUUAGGCGCGGGACCUUGACGCCAAUGUUUAUAUAAUAAUAAUGAUAAUUAAUAAAUAUUUAUUUAUAAAGAAAUCAUCGUAAAAUAAAAUGAUAUGUUGAAAACUGCAGGUAACAGCUAAUCAAAACAAUUUAUCAGCCGUUUUUAAAUAAUUAACGGUUAAAAUUUAAUUUGCUGAGUUGUUAUAGAUUAUGGGAACAUUAUAAUAUUAUGCGUGACGAGUCACGUCCCAUAAAAAGGUGUCCCGCGGAAUUCUGACAAAUGAAAAAACUUUUGUUCUAAUCAAUAUUAUAUGUAUAUAUUGAUUAAAACAAACGUUAUUUCAUUUGUCAGAAUGUUAGAUCUCCGUAGAAUACCCUGAAUGUAUGCUCAUAUUGUAUUUUAAAAGAUCCGGGACGAAAUUUCUGUKCAGUUUCAAUCAAAAGUUGUCAAACAAAUAUUAAUUAAAUAAAUAACAAUUUGUUUUUGGAUAUAAAAUAAAUGUAUUGAUGUA
Diuraphis noxia (Russian wheat aphid) is the source of this 934-nucleotide messenger RNA. RefSeq lists its product as uncharacterized. NCBI's taxonomy places the organism in Eukaryota, Metazoa, Arthropoda, Insecta, Hemiptera, Aphididae. The record is from RefSeq and is a predicted model, not a curated record.